Molecule: messenger RNA, 6013 nt
Organism: Oreochromis niloticus (Nile tilapia)
Lineage: Eukaryota; Metazoa; Chordata; Actinopteri; Cichliformes; Cichlidae
Gene: kcnn1b
Product: potassium intermediate/small conductance calcium-activated channel, subfamily N, member 1b
Exons: 10
Coding region: 346-3111 (921 amino acids)
Biological process (GO): potassium ion transport
Cellular component (GO): membrane
Molecular function (GO): small conductance calcium-activated potassium channel activity; calmodulin binding
Source: RefSeq, a predicted model, not a curated record
GGUCUGAUGUUCCAGAUUUUUUUCUCUCUGCAUCCUAACCUGUUGCUGCACCCUCCCACUCUGUGUCCAUUUGCUUGGCAACCCUUUACCAGGCCAGCUGCUGCUGCCCUUUCCUUUCUUCGUGUUGAAUUCUAAUCAUUACUUUCAAAGGAAAGCGUCUCUAAAGCUCCUUUAUCGAGUGUUUGUACCGGGAGGAGGGAAGCCGUGUCCAACACCCACUCAGACUGCUCCUUUUCUUCUUAACACUUGUGUUCUGCAAAUCAGGAGCACUUUCCGUCUGUAACCUGCUUCUUCAAGUCUGGACAAAAAAGUAACGUAUGGAAGAAGACGCCCUGCAUUGAUGCCAUGAGGCUGAUUCUGGUUAAACCCACCAAUGCAACGCGGCGCCUUGACUCAACAGGUGAAGUCUUUCACGAAGGUGACCAUGAGCAUUGUACCUCAGGAUGCCCAUCCCCUCCCAUAAAGACCCCUGAGGGGAAGCAUGAUCCAUACAGAGGAACCUCAGUUGAGACACCUUUGACCCCACAGGAGAAAAGUCAGUGCUGUGUCUCAUCUUCGCCCCAUGAAACAUGCAAUGGACUCGGCCCUCCAAGAGGUUCAGCCCAGAUGUCGCCACUGAAAACUCGAAACCUAACCUUAUCACAGCUGAGUGAUGAGGACUGGCUGCUCCUUUGCGGCCAUGUUGGCAACGCAGGAGAUGAUUCACCCUCAUCUGAAAGAGCAGGGACCAGCGUGGGACAUCCAAACCACAAUGACAGAUGUGGAUGUCCCGGUCCUGAUGGCUCUAGUUUUCAGCCACAGUCAAAACAGGACACGGUCCAAGACUGCCUUCCCAGGGUAACAGCUAACAGAAGCCUUUCAUGUUCACCACAUGUUCAGCCAUUCUCUCCCAGCAGCCACAUUUCAACUCCUUGCCAGGUUUUACCACAGCAAACAAACCAAAGUGAGCUUUUGAGUCCUGCAACAAACCGUCUCAAAGAUCAUUUCAUGCCUCAGUGCACUAACCAAGAAGGUCGAAAAGAACAGCCCUGCAAUCAUUAUAAACUGAAAGACAGCAGCCAAGCAACAAAUUUGUUCAACAUUCCUCUAGACUCAGUCGAGUGUAAACAAAAACUCCAAAAGCAGCCUCAUUCUGUUGCUGGUGCAGAUGUCAUCUGGAGAGACCUUUUCGGUAAAGAGCCGCUGUUAGUUCAGCAACAGCGAAAGCAAGAGUCCCACUGCCCGAUGGCAGGCGAUCAAGCAUCUGGAGAUCCGUCCAUCAUCUUCAAGUGCCACCACCUCCCUCACGACCCCCUGACAAGCCAGAUAAAAAGAUCGUCUACACCAGUCGGCAACAAAAGUGUCACAUCUUUCUCCAUCAGUCAGUAUAGUUCCCUAGAGAUUCAAGAUUUAAUGGAUGAGAAAACAAGACAGCGACAAAGUCAGACAGUCUCUCAGGGGUCUAAAGUCUACCUUCCUAAACACACUCCUCCACCUCUCGAAGCCUUACAAAGCAGUGGCAUACUUAACGGGGAUGCAGUCCGGCCCCUGAGCAGCCACGGCACUUUGAGAUCAAGUUUUUCAGAUCUUCCUUCAGGCCAGCAGCCAAUCCAGCUUCUUCACAGUGCCAUCCUGGAGGACGCCUUUUCCAAAGUCAUCCGAGAAGACUCCAGUAAGGCCAAUGGCGAGGAAGGUAGCACACCACCGAAGAAGACCAAGGACAUCAGCUACAGGCUGGGUCAGAGGAGAGCUCUGUUCGGGAAGCGCAAACAACUGAGCGACUACGCGUUGGUCUGUGGGAUGUUUGGCAUCAUUGUCAUGGUCAUCGAGACGGAGCUGUCAAGGGGAUUUUACACCAAGGAAUCCAUGUAUUCAUAUGUUCUAAAAGGCCUGAUCAGCCUUUCUACUGCUAUUCUGCUGGGACUCAUUGUGAUGUACCAUGCAAGGGAAAUCCAGCUCUUCAUGGUGGACAACGGGGCAGACGAUUGGAGGAUAGCAAUGACUUUUGAGCGACUUGUCUUCAUCGUGUUGGAGCUCCUCAUCUGUGCCAUCCAUCCAAUCCCAGGGAAAUACGUGUUCACCUGGACGACUCGACUGGCCUUCAGCUAUGCAGCAUCAGUGACGUACGCCGACAUAGACAUCAUCCUCUCUGUGCCGAUGUUCCUUCGCCUCUACCUGAUUGGCCGGGUCAUGCUGCUCCACAGCAAGCUGUUCACAGACGCUUCCUCUCGCAGCAUCGGUGCGCUCAAUAAGAUCAACUUUGACACUCGUUUUGUCAUGAAGACCCUGAUGACCAUCUGUCCUGGCACAGUGCUGCUAGUCUUCAGUGUGUCCUGUUGGAUCAUUGCUGCGUGGACAGUGCGUGUUUGUGAAAGACAGGUGUCAUGUUUAAAUAGGUAUCACGAUGCACAGGAAGUAACCAGCACUUUCCUUGGAGCAAUGUGGCUCAUCUCCAUUACCUUCCUGUCCAUUGGCUAUGGGGACAUGGUCCCUCACACCUACUGUGGAAAAGGGGUUUGCCUGUUAACUGGAAUUAUGGGAGCAGGUUGUACAGCCUUAGUCGUGGCCGUUGUCGCAAGAAAAUCAGAACUCACCAGAGCUGAGAAACAUGUCCACAACUUUAUGAUGGAUACCCAAAUCUACAAGAAGAUUAAGAACACAGCAGCAAAUGUGUUGAGAGAGACAUGGCUCAUUUACAAAAACACAAAGCUGGUCAACAAGAUUGACCAUGCCAGAGUACGCCACCAUCAGCGUAAAUUCCUGCAAGCCAUCCACCAACUGCGACGAGUGAAAAUGGAGCAAAGGAAACUAACUGACCAGGCCAAUACAGUUGCUGAUCUUGCAAAGACUCAGAACAUGAUGUAUGAUCUGGUGUCAGAGCUGCAGCAUCGAAGUGGUGAGCUGGACACUAGGAUUGUGGCUCUGGAAGAGAAACUGGACUCCAUCCUUCAAUGUGUCCAGUCGCUGCCCGUUGUGCUUUCUCAAGCAAUAGCAAAGUUACAAAAGGAUUUCCUGGAUGACUUGGCUUGCCGUGUACACUUCCUAUCAUCCUCCCUGAGCUCUGAGUGCUGCUCAGUGCCGGCCAGGCAGCUUUGUCCAGGAUCCACUGCACCGGAGACACCAUACAACUGACUGGCCAUUCCUCAGUGCUUUUCUUCUUAGUGUGCAACUGUUUACAAUGCUGGGAUGGACUUUCUCAACAUGAACUCUGCUACGUGUGUAUGGAGUCAUACACAUUCACUCCUGGGAGUUGCAGCUGCACCACCAGUGCAAGGGGAAGACCCUGUGUAAGGGGACUUUAGAGGAAAAGGAAAAACAUUAUUCCUUCAUUUCCUCUCCCAAAAGUGUGGACUGUGCAGAAGACAGAGAGAUGUUCAUGAAUGAUUAAGACGUGAAAAAAAGUAAAAAAAAAAAAAAAAAAAGUAAAAAAAAGCUCAUUUUGUUUAUUAAAAUUAAAUUCUAAGACACUCAAAUAAUCUGAAAGAAAAAAAGCCCUGCAUUUCAUGGGACACUGUGGUAGUCUCUCUGUGUUUCUCAUACGUGAUAUAGUAAACAGCUUCUGAAGAUUUUUAAGUGAUUAUUUUCAAAAGUUACUCAGCAUGGGUUUAUUUAAUGAACUAAAAAUGUGUAAAAUGGAAAUCAUUACAAUGAAAAACGAUCAUAAUACCAUGAAUAAUAUUUACUCUAAAACUAAUCUAAUGACCUGGUUCACAAAGUCUUUCUAGAAGCAUGUUUGUCACACUUAAAUGUUUCAGAUCAUCGAAUUUAAACACAAAUAGAGACAAAAUGAAGUUUCUAAAUCGAGGUUUUUAUUAUUCAGGGAAGUAAGUGUGGUGUAUCAUAACUUUGAAAAGCUGAGUUCAAUUUCUCCUGCCAAACCCAGGCCUGAUUACUGCCACACCUGUUCUCAAUCAGAAAAUCACUUAAAUAGGAUUGCCAUUAGUGGGAGUGGGUGGCCAAGCAAAAUUACCCCAAGAGUGCAUCUGUUGGAUUGAGUGGCGACUUAUCCAAGAGUUGACAAAAGACUACAGAACAACAUCCAGAGAACAUCAGGCCUCGCUUACCUCAGUUAAGGUCAGAGUUCAUGACUCCACCAUAAGAAAGAGACUGGGCAAAAAUGGCCUGCAUGGCAAAGUUCCAAGAAGAUACCUCUGCAGAGCAAAAGGAACUUUUGCCAGAAAAUAUCUCGAUGAUCCCCAAGACUUUUGGGAAAUACUCUGUGGACUGAUAAGGCAAAAGUUUGGAAGAUUUUGGAAGGUCUGUGUCCCAUUACAUCUGUCUAAAAGCAACACAGCAUUUAUGAAAAGGAACAUCAUAGCAACAGUAAAAUAUGGUUUUAGGCUGUUUUGCUGCUCAGGGUCUGGAAGAUUUGCUGUGGUAAAUGAAACCAAGAAUUCUGCCAUCUACUAAAUCAUCCUCAAGCAGAAUGUCCAGCCAUCUUUUUGUGACCUCAACCGUAAGCGCACUUGGGUUCUGAAGCAGGACAAUUACCCAAAACGCACCAGCAAGUCCACCUCUAUAUGGCUUUGGAGUGGCCUAGGCAAAGUCCUGACUUGAAUCUGAUUGAGAUGCUGUGGCACGACCUUAAAAAGGCAGUUCCUGCUCCAGUAUGGUUGAAUUACAACAAUUUUGCAAAGAUUAGUGGGCCAAAAUCCCUCUAUAGCACUGUAAAAGUCUCAUUGCCAAUUACUGCAAACACUUGACUGCAGGUGUUGUUACUAAGGGUGGCCCAAACAGUUACUAGGUUUAGGGGACAAUCACUUUUUCACACAGGCCCAUGUAGAUUUGGUUUCACCCCCUAAUAAUAAACACCUUCUUUUAGAAACUGCAUUUUGUGUUUACUCAUGUUAUCUUUGUCUAAUAUUUAAAUGUUUCAAGAUCUGAAACAUGACAAACAUACAAAAAAUAUUAAAUCGGGAAGGGGGGAAACACUUUUGACACCACUGUAGGUAUACAGACUAAAUUUGAUUUAAAAAGGGUCGAAAGGUUUGUUGACAUUGUUUUAAAAUAUUAUUAAAAAAAAAAAAGAUUUUUCCUCCCUGUAAUCAUACUGAUCCAUUCCAUAGAUUCUCAAACUGUGUCAAUAGUGGUUGCUAUAGCAGUGCAACAUCCCACAGAAACCAGCAGCUGGUGGCAGCACAAUGUUGCUGAAGCGGGAAUGAGUGCAAAUGCAGAACAGAAAUGAGCUAUAAGAGAAAGUUUAAAACACCUGUGACUACAGUACAAUUCAAGAACUAGGGUAGUAAGUAGGGUAACAUUGUGACCUCUUAAAUGAAAGAUUGUAUCUGCUGCUUUUAGAGCUGUUGGCUUUUAACGGACUGUCAUUAUCACAAAGUGCAAGUAAAACUUUCACCAAAAAUUCAGCUUUAUAUACUGGUGUAUUUCUAACGCUUUUCACAUUUCCGGCUCUAGUGGCAGUGCAUCUUAGAUUUUUAAAACAUCUGUUAAAAUAAAGAAUGUUCAAAGUAGUCAAUUUUCUUGUUUUUAUCACAUUCAAAGGAGGAACUGGUUCCAGUUGUGUUUACUUCUGCUUUCUGGUUUUUUUUUCCAUGUAUAGUUUCAGUUGCUUUGCUCGUGUUGUUUACUUGUUCUGCUGGUUGUAUUGUGUUUUCUUUAUGGUUUGCUUCACUUACUACCGCACCCCUUUGUUUUUAAAAAAUCCCCCUCGCCUCCCCUUUCCCCUAGCAUAGUGGGGCCUUCUCUGUGUGAAGUUUGAGUGUGGUUGCGUGGGUUCUCACCAGGUACUCUGGUUUCCUCCCACAGUCCAAAAACGCGUGGGUUGGGCUUUAUGAUUCUAAAUUGUCUGUAUGUAUAAGUGUAAGACUCUGUGUCAGACUGGCAGCCUCAUCCCCCUACAACCCUGAACUGGUUAAGUAGAAGAAAAUUAAUGGACAGAAAUAAUUGUGCCCGCUACUGGCUAGAAUUUAUUUAUAUUUCACAUGUAUUGUAGUUUAUUUUGCAACCUGCAUAUAGUGUUUUGUUUUGUUUUUUUAUAGAAAUAUCUAAUAUGUGGUAAUAAAGAUAUUUGUCAGAA